Wyeomyia smithii (pitcher-plant mosquito) is the source of this 4909-nucleotide messenger RNA. It is a transcript of the gene CycY, whose product is annotated as cyclin-Y. Gene Ontology annotation, biological process: regulation of cyclin-dependent protein serine/threonine kinase activity; regulation of canonical Wnt signaling pathway. The record is from RefSeq and is a predicted model, not a curated record. Lineage: Eukaryota; Metazoa; Arthropoda; Insecta; Diptera; Culicidae. The transcript has 3 exons. Gene Ontology annotation, molecular function: cyclin-dependent protein serine/threonine kinase activator activity; protein kinase binding. Bases 1641 to 2666 code for a protein of 341 amino acids. Gene Ontology annotation, cellular component: plasma membrane.
AUCCAUCUUUCAGUCAUCAGCUCACACAGUUAAUGGAUAAAAUUACGGACGAUAAGUUAGAUCUUUUACAGCAGCAAAUCAGUCCAAUCAAAAUGUCUUGAUUUUAAACCAACAAACUUACAGAAACCUGCAGUCUAGUUGCGUUUGUGAAAUUGAUCUGUUUUCAAGUGCAAAUUGAAGAAAGUAGUGUCCGUAGUGCUGAAGCGAAUCAGAAGAAUCAGCGUAUGAUUUGUGCAGAAUCUGCAAAUGAGUGCGUGCGCCUCUCUGCUGGAGAAGAUGAAAAAAUACUGGGCUGGCUAAAAUCAUCUUGCUGGAGUGAAGCAGGCGAUAACGUUGUAAUAGUAGUAAAAAUGUGUCAUCGAUUGUUUCUCAAAAAUUGCUUGGUUAUUGCAUGAAAAUUGUGAUAUACACAGCUUCCGAAUUUUCCUCUCGUAACAACCCCAUAAGAUAAGCAAAUUAAAAUUAAAGCCUAAUAUUUAAUUCAUAACGUCCCGGAGCAGGGCAUGCAGAUAAUAAUUCGUGUUGCGAAACCAUUUCAGGUUUAAUGGUCGAUAAGCUGGUGAAAUUAUCAUCGCCAGUCUCAAGAAGAAACGAAUAGCAGUGCAUAAGUGUGUAUACUCUCCAGCAUUCAGUGUCGAGAGCGGCUUCGAAUGAUAAGGGCGAUCACCCGCGGAUGCUGUUGACGAUGUGCCAGUAAGAUUGGCUCUUCAAGUGUGACGAAUUUUAGUGGUGUCGGAAAAAAAUGUGUUGUCCGGUUACUAUUCACCUUCUUGCAUGCUGCUGGGUGAUUUGAUCAAAGCAAUUGCUAAUCAAGCUGUGGAAUUGAGGCCGGUUGGAUGCGGAUACCUGGGCUGAAAACAGUUGCAAGUUACGAUAAAUUUGCCAGGACUUUAAAAUUGCCUCCAACGUUGAGAUAAGUUCCAGGAGCCACAAUCAACCUGCACAGAAUCCUAUCCGAGAGAUAACCAGAACAAAAGUUAUCGCCAUAAUAUUUUACGGUGCGAAUAGUAACAUUGGCCAGAUACAAGCAUAAUAUUGUCACGGCAAAAAGCUUGCUGUUGGAGUGAAUCGGGAAUACUGCCGUACAUGUCGAAACAAUUUCACCAGUUAAGCUAAAAACAAACCUCCAGUAACCCGUCGAGCGUGUUAUUAACAGAAAACAAAACCGGCGCAAAGCAAUAAAUCCACCACGUCUAUCUAGGCCAUAUGGAUCUAGUGCCAAAAUUUUACCAUUUAAGAUUGAAACACAGUUGCAGCGACAGAUAAAAGAGAAAAUAAAAAAAAUCGGGAGUGAGCAAGGAAUUUUAGAGUUUAAUAAGCCGGCAAAGUACUAGUCAUUCAUUUUACAAAUUGUAGAAAAUUGUUUAGAAACAAAACAAGAUUUAUAUAAUACAACGAUAUUACUCAUUGCUUGUCACAGGAGAGAUUUUUAUCAGAUUCGUCAUUGAUACGGAAGACCGGAGAGAUAAGAGGCGGCAGUCGUUUUUAGAAAUCAAAGAUAAGCUAUUCGCAGGAAACAGUGAUAGUAACGGAAAAGCGCGACAAGAUAUCGCCAUUCCAUAAGAUUAUCUGCAAAGCAUGUCGCAGUCUCGUUCAGUUUGAUACCUGUUGUGUGUGCUUGUAAAGUAAGCGGCUGAGAAAUGGGUAACAAAAACUCCUGCUGCUCGUAUUCGAGUCCUCCGCCAACGCGCAAGGCUAAGGAGACUCCGGUGUUCGAAGAGCAUCUACCGGAAGGCGAACUAUCGACCAACAAUCUUCAGCACAUUUCCGAGCGCGAAGGUGAUGACGGGGAGCAUGACCCUUCGGUGGACCCCUCGGCGGGUACGAUGUUCCUGGAACGGUCAAAACAAAGCCUGGAAAAUGGAAUGACUCGGAAAAGAUCCCAGCAUCAGAUUGCUCCUCAAGGCGGAAACGUGCUCAAGAAAAGCAGUUCUUGCUCGACAAUCUAUCUGGAUGAUUCUACAGUCUCGCAGCCGAACUUGAAGAACACUGUCAAGUGUGUGUCACUCGCCAUCUACUAUCACAUAAAGACCCGCAACAGCGAGCGAAGGAUAGACAUAUUCGAUGAGAAGUUGCAUCCGCUGACCAGGGAUCCAGUAUCAGAUGACUACGAUAAACAUAAUCCGGAGCAUCGACAGAUCUAUAAAUUCGUUCGGACCCUAUUUAACGCCGCCCAACUAACCGCAGAAUGUGCCAUUAUCACCCUAAUCUACUUGGAAAGGCUUCUCACUUAUGCCGAGCUGGACAUUGCACCUUGCAACUGGAAGCGGAUAGUGCUCGGGGCAAUUCUACUUGCCUCCAAGGUGUGGGACGAUCAGGCCGUCUGGAACGUAGACUACUGUCAGAUACUGAAGGACAUCACUGUGGAAGAUAUGAACGAGCUCGAAAGGCAAUUUCUCGAACUGCUUCAGUUCAACAUCAAUGUACCGUCGUCGGUGUACGCCAAGUACUAUUUCGACCUGCGGACGCUGGCCGAGGCAAACGAACUAUCAUUCCCAACGGAACCCCUGUCGAAAGAGCGGGCCCAGAAGCUCGAGGCCAUGUCCCGGGUAAUGCAAGACAAGGCCACCGCCGAAGCACUCAAGAAUGGCAUGAAAAAGUGGUCCUCCAUCGAUAACAUCCAUCAGCAGGGUAACGUGCGGCGGAGUGUCGCCAUUCUGUCGUGAUUCCUCAAACCUCCAACGGCAGAGGGCGUGUGGUGUUUGCGUGUUUUCUGUACUGUUCAUUGUAUGCCAACUCUAGGGAUCGUAAGGUGUCAUUAGUUAGCGCGUCGUACUGUCGCGUCGGAUAUUUCCGUGAUGUGCAACAAACCAGCAACGGCAACAACAACAACCACAAAAAAUAUGGCAAAUGUUGUGUGCGAGGCGAACCGGAUGCGUGUGAUCAGAUUUUACAUGUAUUUUGUAUGUAUUUUUAUGAAAGACAAAGAAUACCCAGAAUUGUAAUCUAAGCGGAAAGUAUUGAAGCAAACUAUUUUGUACUGUUUGAUACACUAGUUUUGAACAGGUGGGUGAAAAACGAAGGGGUGUGAUAGUGAUCUGGUAGCUUCACUUACGCUUGUCCUGAAGAGUCGAGUAUCCGAGAAACCCAUUCAUGGAAAAUAUUUUUUAAAUUUAACUCGUUUUGUGACCUUGCGUACUUAUUAAUUUGUUUGUGAUGCAACAGAACAAUUGAGAAUAAAAACUUGAAAGCAUUUUGCGUUUUUUUUCGAAAUACUUUUUGAAUUGAGCUGGUAGUGUGUAGAAGCCACCACGUGGUCGACUACGAAUUUUCAGCGCAACAAGACUAGGGAAUUGUUAAUGCGUUAUCUAUGGAAACAACUAACUACAACUAACAUGAAACUAUUACCGAGUGGUAAGCAUUUAAAAACUCGAAGUCGACCACGUGGUGGCUUGAAGUCGGUCAUUUAUGGCUUCGACGCACUUCCACCUUAAACUUCAUUAAAACUGCAAACGGCUCACAUGGGAUAAGCGAUAAACGGAAGUUGCUGCACUGGCGCUGGAAUAGUAUCAGUAUAAAAGUAUCUGUGUCAAUUUCUUCGAUGAGUAGAAGCACAAGACUGUGCAAUCGAUGUGAUGGAAGAAUCUUUUUUAUCAUUGAAUAUUAACACUAUUAAAACGCAUUAACAUUUACCGAGUAAUUGUCACGAUUCAUACAUCAUUCAACGCUCAUAGGCGAGUGGGUUUGACCUAACGAGAAGCAAUUCUUGAGACUAUUGAUUGGAUGUCAUCACACCAGUGAGUGUAAUUUUUUAACUAGUCACUUUUCUAGGGAUAAUUGAGAGCGUUUUUUUUUUCAAAAAUGUUUAAACUUGAACCUUUUCCGCUUGGAGAAUAGCCAAAAAAAACAGGUCAUUUUAUACCUUAUCCCAUUAUGCGUUCCGCAAUUUCAUUCUUUUGUUUAUUUUCCAAUUUCAUAUUCUCGCUAGGUUAAACCUGACUCACUUUGCGAAAUACAUAGCGCAUAAAAAUCGAAUACGUUCUGCCAGUUCGAGUCGCUUCAUGGUACCAUUUGCGCAAAUCUAGAAUAUACUUGAAAAAAAAAGCAAACGCGAUAUAUAGGAAGCAGCGAGAGCAUAACAGUAAAAUCGAAUAGACUAGGCAUAGGAUCCUAACACAGAGUAACAAACAAAUAACAAAGCAAAAACAAAUAAGCAGCACAGCAAUAGAGAGUGCAUCCGUUGAAUCGAAAGCUAACAAAAGCAAACAGAAACCCGAAAGUAAUUUUAAUGCCGUCACUUUAGAUAACAUAGCAAGAGGAUUAACUACGCUGAGAAAGGCGAAACAAAAAUCUGAUUACAAUAGACUUAUUCUUAGGCACGUAGGAAGUAAACGAAAAAGGUAGAUUUAGAAGGAAGCUAGUGCAUUUCCGAGCGUGCAGAAGAACGGCACUUAAAAAAGUGAAGGUGAAAAGUAGAAAUUGGAAUUUUAUGCGAGGUAAACGUGAUUGGUGUCCGGAUGUACGGAACGAUUACGCAAACGAAGAAAAAAGAGCAGUGAUUAACGCUCCCUGAGAACAGGAACGAAAAUAGAAAGGAUGAUUUCGCGACUGGAAGCUUCCAGUUGGUUAUGCUGGUUUUAAAAUAUUUUCUACAAAAGAGAAUAAAACGUGAAGGAACCUAAAUACUAGAAAAAGCAUGAACUCUAAUCAGUAGUGGUAGGCCCGGUAGGAAAAUAAGCCAAUAACAACCAUUAAUGUCCUGUCGUCAACGCAAACCAUUGCUGCAAAAUGGAAGCAAGACAAGAGCAAAGAAAAAUUAAAAACCAGAUUGAGCAGAAAUUAACUUAUAGUUUUGUGAUAUCAAAAUGAUUGAUCAGAGACUAUUGCAAGAGUAUCGUACCAAUUUAUAUGUAACUUAAGCUAUUGCUAGAAGAUACAGCAUAUAUGGAAAUAAAAACUUGUGAAAUCA